Messenger RNA from Metarhizium robertsii ARSEF 23, 2949 nucleotides. RefSeq names its product ubiquitination network signaling protein. The transcript has a single exon. The record is from RefSeq and is a predicted model, not a curated record. NCBI's taxonomy places the organism in Eukaryota, Fungi, Ascomycota, Sordariomycetes, Hypocreales, Clavicipitaceae. Bases 1 to 2949 code for a protein of 982 amino acids.
AUGCCUCGAGCGUCCGGCCCGGGCAAGCGACAACAAGGCGCCUCCUCAGGCCACCGCGAUUCGAAGCACGACAAUGGGCUUGUGAGCCCUGCAAAGCGCAACGCUGGUAGAAAGAGUCAUGGCCACCAACUCGACGGCUCUGCGAGACCCCCCGACCACAGCGCAGGCCACGCAGGGCCGUCACCAUCGCCGCCUCUUCUUCCCUUGCAUGCCACCGCCCAUCCCCAUGCAUCGUCGUCCAAGAGCAACUCUGAUGCCGCCAUCGACACCCGGUCCGCUGAUUUCACGAGAAGAGGCUCGCUAGGUACCUUCUCCGAAACCUCGUCCGACUCGUGCCCGUCCCAGGCCGGCGCCAACGGCAAUACCCCGAUCGAACCAGGCCACCGCCAGAUCGACCUCAAUGCCAUGAAAAAUGUCGACGUCCACAAGGAUUCAGGCCCUCUGGAAAUGGCCGUCACUGUCGUCAAGUCCCUGCCUAUGCAGGACACUCUGGCCAUUCUGAUCAUCCUCAUGCACGUCCCGCAUUUGUCUCUGUCUCUCAUCUACGCCUUCUUCGCCUUGGUCACCUUUGUGCCUCCUGUUACCACCCGGACUGGCAUGAAUAUCAAUCUGGCCGAGAUCCUGGACAGCCACUCCCAUACUCUGAAUUUCGUCACUCUACUGUGCAUCGACUUCUUCUUCUUUUUGAUAUGGGUGUUCUUGUGGCAGCCCAUACAGGACGGUAUCCUGGAAUUCGCCAAACCAGUCAUUGCCAUCACUCUCGGGGGCGGUACCAAUGCCAAAGACGGCACCUCGAGAGGUGUCACCACGUGUUUUACCUGGAUAUUGCUUCAUCAAAUUAUCCGUGCCACCAGGUCCCACUGGGCAAAGCUGGCCCGACACCUUCCAGAGAACUGGCCUUUGCCCACCCUGCUUACCCAGUCACUCGAACCCAGGUCUGUGGCGUAUGAUAAGAGAAGCACGCACGGAUGGAUUCAAAGUAUAUUGGCCAUGCAUAUUCUCACACAGGGCAUUGUUCGAUAUGUGCGCGAAUGGUAUUUGAAACGCGAAAAGUACAAUGCGGCAUCCGGCUUGAGCGACCCUGAAGCCGGAAAGUCGUCCUCUCUCGGCAACUCCUCCGGGUCGCUUGGCGGCGGUCACCAGAAUAGCUCCCAAUCGUUGGAAUCGAGCAAUGACGCUGGCCUCGCAGGCGCAGAUGCCGAUGCUGGUGUGCCUCACCCCCCAACCUCGACAAACCUGACCACGACAAAGAAACGGCGGAAGCAAAACGCCCAAGUCCGUCUGCAACAGCCGUUAUGGGCCGCCGUCGCCAGCACCAAGAUUGUGGUCAUGAAGGAAAUGGAAUUGUCAAAGUCAGUCCGGCCAGACGGAAUUGUGAACAUCCAUACCAACGAAGGCACAACGUUUGAAAAGAAAGACAGGCAAAUAUGGAUAUCAUACAUUGGCAGUGACGAAGUAUGCUUUAACACGAGUUAUUUUUCCGAUUCUAAAACAGACAUACCGCAGGAACCGAUGAAGUCUAACGGGCACGUCAAGACAACCCGGCCGUCCGGGGUAGAUUCAUCUAAACCAUUUUACGUAAGGAUAAACAAUGCUUUUUGGCAGCCUACCCGCAUAUUUCCAAUUGACGAGGUGGACGAGGACGACGAAGACAAGGAUGGCAAGCGGGGCAAGCGCAUUCGGUGGACAGGCGACAUAUAUGGACUGCGACCAGCGUCCAAGUAUGUCUGCGAGUUUGUCGACGUGGAAACUGGCGCCGUCAUAUUUUCCACCAGCAUACGCACCGUCAAGGAACUUCUACGAGAAGACGACCCGCUAUCGCCGGUAUUCCCCCCGAGUCAGCAACCUCUUCGACCAGACUCCCCGGCAACGAUUCUGCGAACAUCCAUUGCGGCCUCGGAGGCGAAGCUCGCCGAAGAAAAGUCUCGCCUCAGGACUUUGCGCAAGGAUCUAAAAAUCAAGAUCAAUGCCGUGAGAAAGGAGAAUGAACUUGUCGACAACCAGCUUUCCUCGGCAGGCAACAGCGAUGAAAAGCACAAGCAGAAAAUCCGUCAGCAAGAGACUCAAAAGGCCCAAGCGGAACGCGAUACUGAAUCCCUGACAGGGGAGCUCAAGAACUUUGACACGGCACCAGAACUCUCGGAGCGCAAGAAGAAGAUGGAAAGGACGUAUGCAGCCGAGAAGAAGACGUUUGAUGCCGAGCAAAAGGAGUUCAAGAAGCACAAGUCUUCUCUGGACGCAGAGGUCAAGACCAAGGAGCUUGAAAUGUCCAACCUGAACACUCGACGAAACAAGAUAGCGACACGCAUUUCCAGAGUGGAAACAGAGCUGAACCACAUCACAGACGCCAACAAUCGUGGCCUUGGGGAGGCCGAGCGUCGCAACCAACAGCGGGCACUCUGGUUGAGCCAUGCGGCUUCGAUCGAGCACAACAUCAGCGAACGUCUUAGCAUGGUCCACGGCAACAAUAGGGCCAAGAUGAGGCAAUAUCAACUCUUACAGGGCCAGACUCAAGCAUAUAGUGUGUACUUGAACUCGGCCAACGGCAUGCCGGGGGAUGACGGCCCUACGAGUGGUGCGCAGCCGGCAACGUGGAAUCCGAACCCUGUCGUGGCACCAAACUAUCCUCCGGGAAUGUGGCCAGGCUCUUCCAGCGAUUUGAUCCCUCCUGUGGCUGCGCCGUCGACACAUGCCAGUGCUCCAGGCUGGCAGCCUCCUCCUUCUGCCCCUCCAUUCGAGCCGCGCGGAGCCAGGUCUAGGGGCCGCAGCUCCAGCAUGCUUAGUGACUUGAGCGGGUUCACGGAACCCAGCGAUGAAGGCUCCGUCAAGUCACCGCCGAUUAUCCUUCGCCGGCCGGGACCAGGUCUUCUGGGACGGAACGGCACAAGUGGCGGUAGCAGCGCCAGUAGCGGCAGCGCCAGUUUUGGUGACCCAGCGAGUCCAAGAUGA